Molecule: messenger RNA, 2838 nt
Organism: Trypanosoma rangeli
Lineage: Eukaryota; Euglenozoa; Kinetoplastea; Trypanosomatida; Trypanosomatidae
Exons: 1
Coding region: 1-2838 (945 amino acids)
Source: RefSeq, a predicted model, not a curated record
AUGAGCAACAAUAAUAAGGGCAAGACGAGCGACCGGUCGCAAGUGCGGCCCAUCAUAUCGUUUAGCAGCAGCUGCGGCGCCACCUCGCGUGCAAAAGAGGUAGGCAUGGUGGGGGAAGACGACAGUCGUGGGAUGCAGAAAGACGAGUGCGAUGAGUUUGUUGGUGCGCUUGCAGUCUUUGAGCGUGAGGUCCGGGGUUUGGCAAAGAAGCUGGCGGACGAGCGACACCUGCGGGAGAAGGCGUUGCCAACUGAGCUCCAAGCCACACAUUGUGCUUCGACAGAAGAGGAAGGAGGAGAGGAGGAAAGGAGCUUCAGUGCAACGGCAGCCUUGGCAGGAGUGACGGCGACAAGGGCAAGCACAACCAGAUCUUUAGCUUCCGUCACGGGGAACAGGUUUCAUCGUCCGCCAAUUCCAUCGGCUACGGCGUUCGCAGCAGCGAAUGACGUGAAGGACAAAAGGAAGACGACAAUUCCCACGUGUGACACUUCCUGCGUGCAGACUGUGGCGUUGAAUGUGUGGGCUACACUCGGAUUCUUUGCGCUACCUCCAUUUGAGGUCGAACUGCCGGUGGGCGUGUCAUCCGCGCCGGUGGAGCACACCGCCAAAGCGGAGGAGAAGGAGGAGGAAGAAGAAGAUAGCAUCUUUGCUUUCGUAGAGGCCCUUGCAGGGUACUACCAGCGCAAACUAGCGAUGACGGCUGCGUCGGGGAAAAUAGAGGCGCUGUUGAGCGACGAAAUGCUCUGCAAUGGGCUUUGGCUAGUGGUGUUCAACGCGUUGUUUUACUGCGUCACAGCCCCAGGCACCGACUUCCAAUUUGACGCGCGAGAUUUGGAAUGCCUUUUCGUCGCCACGGAGGAUCUUGACGACGUGUUGUGUGCCUCCUCCUCCUCACUAUCGUCCUCCCCUGAGCUGGAAGAGGACAGCGCGGGGAGUGGGAGACAGGAGGGAAAAGGCACCGGCUGCAAACGUGUGCCUACAAGGCUGCAGUGGGAAGUGCGGAUGGCUGCAAAAGAAGGUGCCAGGCGUCGACCCCAGCAACAACAAGAAGCAGGAUCUGCCUUUAUUCCCCGACACCGCUUGACUCCUGCCGCCCUAAGAGGAUCUCGCCGCCAUGCUGAGCCAGACGCGGGGAUGAACGAACGAGGAGGAUCUCCACUUUUAUCUUCAAACCCCGCCACGGUCUCGGCAGAACCUGCAACAAAGCGUGCAGAGUUAAUUGAGCGACUUCGACACCGUUCAAUCCCGUUUGGUGGUCGACUUGCGGUGCCCCCCUCUAUUAUGUUGUGGUACUUCGUGGUUCAUACAUUUGCCCAGCUGGGAUACAGACGAGAUGCCUUUUACGUGCAGACCCCUUUACGUAGCUCUAUUCACGAGUUACUGCUGGCGCUGCUAUGGCUCACGAAGGAGAACCAACUCGUGGCAGUGGCCGAAUACGUACAGUUGCAGCGUACGUACGCCUUUUUGCUGCAACAGGGGGGUCCUGUCACUCAUGAUGGUAAUUGUCACCCACAGUACGAUGACCGCAACCCAAGGGAUGAUGCUGUCAGGGCAGGAGUGGGAAGGGAAUACACUUCUUCAGCAACGCCACAUGACCCUGUCGGGGAAGCACUACUGCGUUGCUUUCCCGCGGCUGUUCCGUGGCCACCCGCAUCGUUUGUAGAGGAGGAGAGCAUUGCUUACCGCUUGGAGCAAAUACGGCGAAUUCUUCCCGCCGCGUUGGAUGAACGGGACGCGCUGAGGAUGCAUUUUCCGGAGCUGACGCGUCGGCUACUCUCCAUGCAGCGUCUUAUUACGCUUUCCGUGAAUCGCAUUGAGCGUGCCCUGCAUCAGCGGACGGAGCAAACCGUUUCUUUGGGGUUACACUCCGCCCUCGACGCUCAGUUGUGUCACCCCGCACACCACGGCGCUUACCGUCAGCUGUGCGCUGGGCUGCAGCACCUGUGUGGGAUGGAAGCACGUGUGCGAGAAACCACACAGCAGCUUUCACAGUUAGGCUCACUGGUGGCGCGCGCCGUGCGACUAGAGAUGUCGUCGGUGCAGCAGCAGCGACUUGAGGCAGAGGUUGUAAAGGCACUCGAGGACGACGAGCUGACAUGGCUGCGGCAACCGCUGGGCGAGGAGGGGAAGCAUGAGGGCUCUGCGCGGUGGAAUUUGAACGAGACCUUCAUUCGUUUUCGUGCGACGGGGGUACGGGAGCAACUCACGGAUUUGUGGGCCUCAUUGCGUCGCAGGGCUCACGUGGGAGGGCGACGGGGGGAUGGUCCUCACGGAACACGCAACUGCGUCGCUGAAAGCGCAGAGUUGCAGGCACAGCUGGAGGAGAAGGUGCGAGAAAACAUGAGGGGCCGUUACUCGUUGGACGCCGCACUGAAAGCGGAAUUGCGGAGGUGGCAAAUGUGUGGCGCAGACGCUACACGACAUGAUGUUGCUGCCGCCGCGGUGGGCAACCAUGGGGAAGAGGGCUUUGAGUCAAAAAAUGGGGCUGAAGGUGAAAAUCUUCUUUUUGCUGCGCCGGAAUUACGGGGUGGAAGUGGCAGGGCACAUUUGUCGGCGACUAAGCGACUGAAGAAGUUGAAGCUGCCGUUUGUGACGUUUGAUCUUGUAACAAGUCACAUUUCCUCGCACCGUCCACAGGCCACCGCGGUGGGGGAACCCGCGGCGAACGCGACAACGUCGGCGCGGUUGGAGAUGGAACGGCUGCACGAGGCUUUCCUUGCGCUGGCUCAGCAGGAAGAGUACCUGGCGAAGCGGGUGGAGGAGCAACGGCUGGGAAAAGAGGCGGGGGAGCUGCUUCGUGAGCACGGGCUGCGGGUUGUGCCGCGGAGGCGGGCAUAA